This is a messenger RNA of Brassicogethes aeneus, 5528 nucleotides long. The record is from the annotation of a GenBank genome assembly. NCBI's taxonomy places the organism in Eukaryota, Metazoa, Arthropoda, Insecta, Coleoptera, Nitidulidae.
CGCGCGUUAACAUAACCUACAAUUUUAAUGUUUUUUUGCACCGGUUAUUUUGUCUUAUUUAAACCUUAAAUAAAAGCCCCUGCUUUAUAUUCUACAAGUGUUCUAUUUUUAUAUUAAAAUGCUGUUUAUUGUUUUACAAAUAAGUGUGUAGUGCUUGUUUCAGACGUACUUAAAAUUAACCUGUUGUUUUUGUUAUUAUGGAAACUUUACCAGUAUGGAAAAAAAUAUACCAAGUGGUAUCAGGCUUCAAUGCCAAUAUUACGAAGGAUAUCAUCGAAGACAUUUUAAAAAUGUGCAAGGACAAACUUGUGUUGGGAUUACUUGAGUACAAGCCAUACACGAAAAAGGCUUACGAUGAGUGGAAGAAAGGCAACAAGCCCCACUUUGAUGAUGAGGAAAUGAACAAAUUCAUACACCAGCUAAGUAUGGAAUUGGACUUGGAAAGUGAUGCUGCAUGGGAAAUAAUUUGUAACUUUCUUAUGUUUGAAUAUUAUGGGAAAAUCGACGAGUUAAAAUCCAUUAUUAUGUUUGAAACUGAUUCUCGCCUACUUAUAGAGAAUAUCUGGCACUUUUACAGCUCUGAAAGGAUGUUUUUAUUAAAAAUUCUUAGAUUAGUUCUUGAACAUAGCAUGAACACAAAACAUAAAUUUUACAUACAAUUUAAUACAUUCAUCAAAACCAUCGACAUGCCUGCAUUGUGGAAAAAUUUGGUCAAAAUGUUUAACGAUUCCAUAUGCUGCUUGGAGAAAGAAAAACUAAGCAAAAAUUCAUUCGCCGAAAAAUGGCUGCAUAGAAACGAUCAGGAACAAAUAGAGCUGCUUUUAAUUCUCACAAAUAUAUUGAGUUAUAUUAAAGUUACUGGAAAUGAAUUUUCAGAGUUACUAAAAAUAUUUUUGAGUCAUAGUUUUGCACGACAUCCCAUUUUUAUUGAAUCUCUAUCGAUUUCUAAACCUGACAGUGUUUUGAAGAUCAAAUAUUCAGAAAUUGGGUUAUUGCUUUCAGUAGCAAAUGAAUACUGGAAAAAUCCCAGUGUUUUUAAGUUAAUUUCGCCUGAAUUGGAAAAAGAUAUUCAGAUAUUAGAUAUGCAAGAUGAGAAUGCUAUUGUAUUAUUUCUUUGGGCUGUAUUGAAAGCUUCUCUAAGUGGCACAACUCAAGAUGUAGAUUCUUGUAAUAAUGUUGUUUGUAAACUUAUUACCAGGAACAUAUUUAAAUCCCUAUAUACAUUGGCUUCUGCCUCAAUAUUUAAGGACAGCAAACCAGGAUAUUUUGUGCUUGUGUCAGUAAACAAACUGAUAUUGGAGUUCUGUAAAAUGUGUGCUGAUCAAAAAUUUUUCUACGAACAACCAGGGGUGGUACCUUUAGUUUCUCUAUUAUUAAAAAACGAGGAUUUGGAUACCACGCAGUUAUUUUCUUCCACAAUCAAAUUAGCUAUUGAAACAUUCCCCUGCGAUUAUUAUUCCCUAAUAACAAUAUGCAAGAGUUUAAUAACAACGGAAAAGUAUUAUAACGAUGUUGUUAAUUUGUUGAGUAAUCUGCCGACUUAUUUAUCGGAUUUUGAUUGGUGUCAAAGGGUCGACUCUGUUUUGAGCGAUAGAGAACAAAUUUUUGAGGGAAAUAAUUCGUUUAUUAUGCCUAGAGGUACAAGUGUUGAGAAAUAUGAAUUUAAGGGUAGAAAUUUUGUGCAGUAUAAAAAUCAGUUCAGCUUUUUCACAUUGUUGGAGCAGUACAUGAAUAUUUUGGUGUCCUCGAAAAUAUUAUACGAGGAGUUGAUAAAAAGAUUAUGUUUUGGAUACAAUAUGGUAGUUGAAAUAAUAAAAAUUUAUAAAGGGGAUUUCAGAAACGAUCAUACCUUGAAAAAUUGUAUUCAACAGCUUGAUUCGAUUCCGGUGUAUUUUUUUGAUGGUUACCAUAGAAGUUUUGAGCUUAUUAAAAUGUACUUUUCCGCCUAUUUUACAUUGAUAAACGAAGGAAAAAUCAAUUAUUCCGAUGCUUUUAACAGGAGUAUUAAAAAAACCAUAUUCAGCAAUCCAAAUAUAGAGAUUUUGAGCGCCAAGGAGUUUUACAGAGUUAAAAUACCUGCUUUAAACGCCUUGCAAGCCUGUUUAAAGGAAGAGGAGAGCAGCAAUAAUCAUACAUUUUUGCUGAGCUAUGUUAACUUUAUUUUAACUAUGGUCAAAAAGUGCGAGGAUGAGCCAAUGACAACAGGGCUGUACUAUUUGCUCAAUUCCGGGUUCCCACAUUACAUGAAGUACGCUUACGACGAUUCAACGCAAAUGUACGAGAUCGGGAAAAAAUGUAUUACCAUUUUCGUGGAAAUUCUUAGUGGAAACCCUGAUGUAAUGCCUGAAACAACACAAAAAAUGUUCGAGCGAAUUGUAUAUGGUUUUCUUUGUGAAGAGUGGAUUCUAAAGAGCUUUUUGGCCACUUUAAUGAAGGACAAAUUCUACUUGCAAAAUCUCAUGGAGCAAGAGACGGAUUGGAUUAAUGGCGAAGCCGUUCUGAAGCUGGACACUUUAAGGAACCAGUUAACAUUUAUUUUGCUCUUGCUGAAGCAGAAAAACGUCGUUAGUUUGCCAACUAAUAAACAACUUAUUGGGGAGUACAUGGGAAUUCUGGCCAGAUCAUUAUCAGGAUAUAUUGUCAAUCCAUACUGCAGUAACCUGACCAAGUUGUGUUGCAAAUUUUUGGAAAUAAUUGCCAGGGAUGACGACUGUCCCUUGCUAGCUCUGCUAGGUUUGGAUUACGAACAAGUCCAAAGAUUAUUCCUGGAUAGGCUUAGGGACCCAUUGGAAGAUGAGGAUGUUAAAUUUGAUAUCAUAGAUCUUAUUAACACGUGCAUUUCGCAUCAGAACGGUAUGACAGCUGCGUUUUUUAACGUACAAUGUUCAAAAAAAUGGUAUUUACUGGACAGUAACAAAGAAAAAGUUGUUGAUUCGGCUGGCGAUGAUACUGUUACUGAUUUUAUGAUUGAUUACUUGCAAAAUAUAAGAAAGACAUCAGAAUUCUUGAAGAACCCUCUACAACUGGGGAUUUUAAAAGUUAUGUGUACUUUGUGGGUGAAUAGGAAGCAUCAUUUAAUUAAAGAUGUGACCGAGUUGGAGCAAUUUUGGUGGCUUCUAGCGGACCCUUUGUAUAAAAAAUUCGAUAAUACUCCUUCUGUGUAUACAUGCAUUUUCAAUAUACUCAACAUCGAACUUUGUAACAGAAACUUUACUCACGCAGGUAAAAAACGUAUUAGCGGCGAAGGCGAUGGCGAAUCCACAAAUAAUUUUGAAAAAGUCGUGGUUAAAUUUUUAACCAAACCUGAGAACUUGCAAAAUUGGGUAAACUAUAUUGUAAGAGAAUUAAGCAAUCUAAAGAAUAGCAAAAUAGACGACAUAAUGGAUUUAUUAAAAUCGUGGACUGAAUUCCUGAUUCUUGUCGACCAAAAAGUUAAAUUCAUAUUCGAGGAUAAAUCACUGAAAAAAAUCGUGAUUAACUUUGCCUUAGAUUCAUUCGCAAUUGAUUUUACCAGCACCAAAAUAAUAUCUUGCCUAUUGGACAUAUUCCUGUUGUUCAUAUCCAAAUGGUCAGAGGAAUUUUAUGGGCAAGAAGAUAAAUUGGUCGAUAAAUUUUUGUUCACCACAAAAAAAUUGAAUAUUUGCUACAACAGUUUACCGAACAAAAGCAGGGAAGCGUUGUUGUGCACAGUGAACAGCGUGAUUUCAUAUAACAAGGAAUAUUUCGAAAACAAUGUGGAUAUUUUGUUGGAGUUGCUAGAGUCUCUUAGUACAUGUGUUGAGUAUGAAUUCUAUGUUUUGUGUACGGAGUAUUUGGCUAAGUUAACCGAAAAUGAAGCCUUACUCAGACAGCAGUCAAACGGUUGGCAUUUGAUUAUAACUUUAGUCAAUACUUUGCUUUCGUUAAAGUGCGCAAAAAAAUGUUCUUUAUGGUUGAAUUAUAAGGAUUAUUUUACCAAGUUGCUUACGAGUCUACCAGAUUUAUUAAAGCAUAAACAUACCUUACCCUUAGCCAGAUUUUCGCUAUAUAGUUUGCUUUUGUAUGUGGAAUCACCUUUAGGUUUUGAUAAGGUCAACUAUAGCUUGCUGCAUUUUUAUGACGCUAUUGAAACACCAUUGAAGAACUUGAUACUUUUUGAGGGCAAUAAUAAGGUAAAUUUUGUACAAAUGCAAGAUAACUGGCUAACAUACACUCUAGUGCUAAAAUUCACACACGCCCUAGUCAAACAGUUUCAAUAUUUCGCCCUACCAAACGUAUACUUAUUUUUCUCUCUGAACGAGGCCCUAGUGCAGCACAUCUUCUCGCUUAUUGAAGUGACAGUAGACUUAAACGCUUUGGAUUUGGUCGCAGAAACAUUAUCUAUGGUUGAAACAAUUGUAACGUACUCAAAUCACGAAUGGUACUCUAGAUCGAACGAAACAUACUCCAAUGUUAUGAUGGGAAUUAAAAAAAUUAUUAACGCAUGCGUUUCGGUUAUAUUGCGUCCAAAAAAUAUCAGUUUUCAACCAAUGAACGACCCGGAAAAAAUACUAUCGCCCGAUAUGAUUGCUAAUAACCUCAUGGUUACUGUAAUGAAUAAAUUGAUAGCAAUCAUUGGGUUGGCCUUUAGUUGUCUGUACAAGUUAAAUCCCAGCUUAACGGAUUUGCUAAGUUCUUCAAAUUCGGAUAAUUUUUAUACGUUGAUCAUCAACGAUUUUAGCGUGCCAAAUUUCGACUCCGUAAUCACCUAUGAUUUAACGUACGGUAGAUUACUAUGCAUCGCACAUUUUCUAUGUAAAACUUUAAACCAGCUAGAGCAAAAACCGCAGAAAAUUCCCCUGGAAAAACCUGAACCUAUUGAUUUAAAUCUGCGCAAAAAUCAUAUGAAGUACAUUGGAUUAGUGGAAUAUCCUAACAAAAUAGACGAUUUUCCGACCCAAAAGUUGUCUUCGUUCCUAAGAUUUGGAAUGUAUGAAUAUUCAGGACUGUCAGACCCCUGGAUUUGCGACCUAAGCGUUUCCGGUGUAAAGCAAACUCUGGAAAUGCUGAUGGCGUUUUUGGCCGCUCAAGUCACGGUAACAAUACAAACUAUCGAUCCUUUGGAACUUCAAUUCUACCAACGGAACUUACACUCGGAACUUCAGUUCUUUAACGAUUACCUGAAAAGAAGAUGUGCCGAACUUAUCAAGACUGAAACUCCUACCAGAUCCGAUCAGUUUAAGUCUGAAAAAGAUGUCACCAAAAGAUACUUACUGAUGAGAUGGAAGAGCGAUAAUUUUAAUAAAAUAGUGGAUGAGAAUUUUUUACUGAUUCUAUCCGCAUGGUUUUCUAAUAUUUGUUUAUUAAAAUAGUCUUUUUAUUAAUACAAUGUUUGAUUAAAGUUUCGUAUUAUUUCCAUAUAAUAUCCUCAAUCCAGUCCAAAUAUUCCGACACUCUUGUAUAGAUGGCGGGUUUGUUGAAUCCGCAGUAUUUUCCGAAAGAAGUGAGUCCUAUUAUGUAAAAUUUACAAUGAUUGUGUUGGUCUGUUAUAAAUAGAGGACCGCCUGAAU